AACACUAUACAUGGUUGAUUUUGACCUGAUUAACGAUCCCAUUGUUUCCAUUGAUGCCAUUGACAUUCAUUUCAGAAGUUUAUUUUAUAUAUAUUGAAAGCCUGGAUUUUAGAUGUGUUCUAAGUUUCCAAUGUCUGUAAAAAUCAGCUUUGGAAUACAUAUUGUCUCAAAUGUUCAAAUAUAGGUCGACAAAUAAAUACAUACAAAAUUUCCAAGUUUCUCUUCAUCAGUUUUCCCUUCUAUUGUAUAUGGUAUGAAAAUAUGAAAAAUUUGGGAUUAUAUCAUUGCAUUAUUCAAUAUUUCAAUAAAAACAGAAACUAUUCUAUUACUAAUAAUAAGAUGUGUAUUUAUUUUAAUUUAAAUCUUAUUUUAUUAUUAUUUUUAAUUACUUUUAAUUUAUUAUCAAAUUCUUUUUUAUCAUUAUGUUCUAAUUUACCUAAAUCAACAAAAUUAACAACUUCUUUAAAUACUUUGAAUCAAUUUAAACAUUGUUGUGAUGAUGGAUUAAUUGCUGCUCAUAGUUUAGAUUUACCAAUUUUAACAAGUCAAACCAGUGUAACUAAUACUGAAACAUGUGCAGAGAUAUUACAAUUUGGUACAUCAGUAGUUGAAGAUGAUGCUGAAAAUUUAUCUUCAAAUCAUUUUUGGUGUCAACGUGUUCAACAUUUCUGUUGUUUAUCAGCUAGAAGAUUAAAAGCUUGUCAAAUUGGUUCAGAUCAUGUUAUUAAAUCUAAUUCAAAUAAUUGUUCGAUUGGUGAGUUUAAUCAUUUAAUUGACAAGAGAUUAACACCAAUCGCUCGGGAAUGUUGUCUAUGCCAGUUAAUAUGGCGUAAAAGUUUAAUAAAUGAAAAUAACUUAUUCAAAGAUAAUCCAGAGUCUGUACAAAGUGUUUGCCCCAAUGGAAAUUGUUGUAAUUUUCUUAAUAAGAUAUUAAUGGAAGGUAAUACAACUUCAUCCAAAUCAUCAAUGAUCAUGUCUGACGAUCCUAAUGUUCAUAGAAUUAUAACGGAAUAUUUAACUACUACUGAAGAAAUUGCUAUGUUGAUGACCACUUCGUCUACACCAAUUACAACGGAAAAAUCAGUGGAAAUGACUACAAGUACAACCACAACAAAAAAGCAAAUAGUAGACGACGAAGAUGACUUUUCGUUCAGUCUUGUUGGUGGCAUAGAUUUACCAGAUAUUUGGGAAGAAACAGAUAUUGAUAAUACAUCACUAACCAACAAAACUAUAAAUAACCACACUGCUGAUCUAGUUACAGCAUCUACUCCUUCUACCAAUCUUCCUUCAAAAACUGAUACGUCCACUGAUGCCACUUCUAUUAUUUCUGUGGAGUCUACACCGGGGACAACGGUUACUGCCACCACGGCUACUACGUCUACUCCUACCUCUGCGAGUACUUUGGCAACCAGCAACCAUACCAUAACCACCAAAUUGUCAAACGAAACAACUCCUACUAGCUUAAAAGAAGUUAGUCAGUUGGAAACUAUACAAUGUCAAGAAAAUUUUGUUUGGGAUAGCAAACAACAGUUGUGUGUUCGACUAAUGUUCUCAUGUCCAGUAGGAAUGUAUCUUAAUAAAGAAACAAGGAAGUGUGUUCUUGAAUCAACAGAUAAAUCAGAUUGUCCUAUAGGUUACAAGUUAUCCAGUACGCGAGAUGAAUGUGUAGACAUAAAUGAAUGUAUGGAAGGUCUCAGCUCAGGUAGAUUACCAUGUGAAGGUGAAGGAACAAUGUGUGAAAAUUUACCUGGAUCCUACAAUUGUUCAUGUAUUUCUGGAUUUUCAAUGGCAUCAGAUGGGACCUGUGUUGAUAUUAAUGAAUGCACAUCAUUGUACAAUCCUUGCCUUGCUGGUCAACAAUGUCGAAAUUUAAUUGGUUCAUAUCAGUGUAUUCGUGAGGUCCCAUGUGGUUACGGUUAUGUAUUAAAUCCUAGAACUCAACAAUGUGAAGAUGUUGAUGAAUGUAAAGUCGAUCCACUUAUAUGCGGUAAAGGUAUGGCAUGCAUAAAUGUUCGUGGAGGUCAUAAAUGCGUUGAUUAUCAUUGCCCUGGAAAUGCAAAACGAAACAAAAUUGGUGAUUGCGUUCCAUGUCCUACAGGAUAUGUAUACAAUGCCUCAAGCGGAGUAUGCGAUGAUAUUGAUGAGUGUCAACAAGCAAAUAAAUGUAGAUCUUGGGAGAAAUGCAUUAACGAACGUGGUUUCUUUUUAUGUGAAGCCAAAUUAAAUUGUGCUCAUGGUACGCGAAUUAAUGCCAAUGGUACAGAAUGCAUAGAUAUAGAUGAAUGUUUGGAAAGAAGUUUUCACUGUGAUGAUGGGAAAAUAUGUGUUAACACCCUAGGUUCAUACUACUGUACAGAAUCCAAUUGUACUGUAACUCAAAUAUAUGAUUAUCAGGAAAAAAAAUGUACUUGUGAGAAAGGAUAUCAUAUUCUUGAAAAUGAAUGUGUAGAUAUUGAUGAAUGCUCUGAAAACAAGCAUAACUGCACCUACGACAGUACUUGUAUGAAUCAUAUCGGAGGAUUUCGCUGUAUACGAAUAGAAGAAUGUCCAUCAGGUUUAAAACGAAAAUCUCAAUUUUCAAGAUGUGAAGAUAUAAAUGAAUGUGAAUUGAACAUAGACAGUUGUGGUGCUCAUACAUUUUGUAAAAAUACUAUUGGUUCUUAUCAGUGUAUAUGUAAACAUGGAUAUAAGAAUAUUAAUGAAACAGAUUGUACAGAUAUUGAUGAAUGUUCAAUAUUUACACCAGCGGAAUCUUGUCCUGAUACAAGGGCUCGGUGUGUGAAUACCCAAGGAAGUUACGUUUGUGUCUGCCCUGAAGGUUUUAUUUGGUUAGGUUAUCCAGACUUAAAAUGCAAAGAUGUUAAUGAAUGCACUGAAAAACCAGAUAUUUGUGGAAAAGAACACCAGUGCGUAAAUAUGAUUGGCGGUUAUCGAUGUCAGUGUGCUCCUGGAUAUAAAAAUGGAGAAAAUGAAAAGUCGUGCGUUGAUAUCGACGAAUGCAAUGUGAAACCGUACAAUAAUGAUAUUAACUAUAUAUCGCCGUGUCCAUAUUCAUUAUGUAUUAAUCAACCUGGAAGUUAUCAAUGCCAAUGUCCUGACGGAUUUCGGCUAGGGAGAGGAAAUCGAUGUUAUGAUAUUGAUGAAUGUCAUGAAAUGGAAAAUGUGUGUAAAUCAAAUAAUCCAUAUGCUCCAAGUCAAGCCUGUAUAAAUCUUAUGGGUAGUUAUCGAUGUGUAUCUGACGAGACUCCACCAAAUUAUGUGAAGCAUAGACUUGGUAAUGGAUUCAGGUAUGAACUUAAAGAUAAUACAAAAUGUUCAAACAUUGGAGAAAAAUGUAUUCAACGAAUGGAUGAUUUAUUUAUUGAACUAGAUCAAGAUGCACGUGUACCACAAACAUUAGCGCGAAUCGAUACUAAAGGUUUACCCACGGGUGUCGUACGAAUAGAUUUAAGUAAACAUUAUGCAUAUCAAGCAUAUAGUGGAAAACAAAUUCCUGUUUCAACAGCAUUUCGUCUACAACCAAGUCGUUCACACACUGGCAGUGUUGAAGUUCGCCUACUUCGUAAAUUACCAGCCCCAAUGAAUAUUCUAAUAUCCGUUCAUGUGACAAUAUCCAAAGGUGAUAUAGAAAUUGCACAUGCUGUCACUAAACUUUACCUGUUUGUUACACAAUCAUUUUCUGAACGAUUGAGAACAAGCAGAAUAAUUCAAAGAGGAAUAAUUUAAAUAAUACGUUGUCCCUUCUAUCCUUUACUCGUCUGCAAUUAAAUGUUUUUAUUAUUAUUCAAUUAGGAUCACUGAGAAAUUUUUCCCUCUUUCGGUUUGUUUACCAUCCUUUUACACCUAAAAUUUUACUUCAAAAUUUACAAUGCGGUAUAAAAUCAAUGCAGUCAAACUAAGCUGAUUAGUCAGUAACAAAAAAAAACAUUUUAACAAGUAAUAUUUAUUCAGAAAGAAUAUCGUAUACCUGCUGAUACUGUAAGCGAUGAUCGGUAUCAUUUAUUAGUUUACUGACAAAUGAGGAGUCGCACAUGAACAUGCAGUGAAACAUAUUCAUCUAUACAAACAUAGUCUAUUGCAUUUUAUACACAUUCAUAUUCUUAUAAACUACUUUCAUCGAUACUGUCAUACCUAUGAUAAAUAUAUAUAUACAUCAGAUUCAAUAAAUCAAUAGAUUACGCAACAUUGAUUAUCUUAACAUAUAAACAAACAAACUUAUAUACAUACAUAAGCAUAUAUACGCGCAUAUAUAUGUAAAUUAAUCGUUUAUUUCUCUACCCUAUAUCUCAAUAAUUUCUUUCUUGUUUAAGCGCCACUCCAUGGGUAUUCAACCAUUGAUGAGAUUAUCGUUUUUUGAGUAUAUAAAUAUAUGUUUAAUAUUCUUAUCCAAGAAAUAAAACUGAAACAUUAUUACUACUCCUAAUAUCACUACUAAUACUACUAUUAUUGUUAAUUAUCACGUAUUACUGUAAUAUUUAUGUUUGUGUAUAUGUACGUUUUGCUUAAAUGACAUCACUUUAAUAAAUGCUACUUUCUUUUGUUUUCAUGAAUCGACAACAGCGCUGAUAAUCACCAAGCUAUAUAAGCAAAUAAUCAUUUCCAACUCACUCGUAACUGAAUUCGGGACAAUAUUCUUAAAGUUCUAGUAAGAGUUCAUGAUUCGUAUGAUCAAUGUAGUUGCCACUCAAAUAGUGAAUCUUUGAUGACAUUGAACAUUUUACUGUAAACUAAUUGAAAUUUGGAACGAAUGUCAUUAAAAUUUUACGCAGCAUCACAAUAACAUAAUGUUCUCAGUGAGAUCUGAUCGUUCUUGUUUUGAUUCCUUAUAGAGUUGUGGAUACCCUGAAUAAAUAGCAUCAAACUAGAAUAAAGUAUUUUCCCUUUAGUUUGCAGUCAAUUUUCAAAUGUCAUCUCGUGAUAAAAGUUACUUUCAAAUUGAGUUUAUAAAAACCACUCAAUUUCAAAAAAAUAUCUGGUUACUUGCUAUUCAGUUUUCAUAAAUAAUUGUGUUUCCUAUGGUUAAAUUUCAAGUAACAAAAUUAUAACGGGGUUUCAGUUGAAUUUUUUGAUAAAUAAAUAUCAAAAUUAUGCACGCUGUAGAAACGGAAUACUCGUUAUCGUCAAAGCCUGUUGUCUAAGUUUUAUGCAGAAUACAACCCUGUUUAUUCGUCAAACGACAAGAUUGCUCGUAUGUUACGCGUAAAAACUGUUUUAUUCCAUAUGGAUAAAAAAUGUGUUGUUGGAUCAUUGAAAACACUUACUGAGAAAAACACUUGGUUUUCUCAUGUUUCAUUCUUGUUUAAACGAUUGUUUACUAUUUUAAAGAGAUAAUACUUUUCCUCAGAUAUUUUUAUUUCAAACGACAAUUGAGUAGAUUCGAAUUGGAUAACUGAUUUUGUGUGUGUAGGUUAAAUUUUCGAGUAUUCAAAUAAAAAAUUAAAGACUCGUAAUACUUGAUCUAAAUAAAGGUGUUUUUAAUGGAAUCUGAAAUAACACUAUAAAUCUGUUCAUUGCUAUACAUAGUUUUCUUUUUAGAUAUCAAUAUACACUAUUUAGAAAUUCACUGACACGAUCAUAUUAUAGUUACAACUUAAGGUAAAAUACUGACAGAUAACUAGGCAACAGUUAUUAAUUUUAUGAUACUCAGUAUCAUUCAGCAUAAUAGUAUUUCUAGCUUCUCUAAACCAGUAAUAUCGUGGAAAUUUGUUGCUAUCUUCUUCAGUAAUCUCAUCAAUGAGAGGUACCUUUCAAUCAUUUUCACCUAACUCAUUAUCAGUAAACUAAUGUAACUUUCUAUGUUCUCCCUCACUUCUUCCAAUCGUUUCUUAUUAUUAUUUAUACUUAUAUUAAAGGUCUUUGAAUCCUUUUCUUUUCUAGAAAAACAACCUGGUUUUCUUAAGUGGACUAAAUUUACUUUGAAACAUAUUUUUAACUGACAUUCCAAUUUAACUAUCUGAUUAAAUAGUAGUAUUGAUAAACAAGAAAUAUUCUUAAAGAUUUGUUAUCUGGCAGUUAAUAAUUUCAAUUCAACUACAAAGAUUCCUCUAUGAAACAACCUAUUUGAAACAUUAUUUAUAUUGAUUAUACCAUUAAUAUGUGUAACACAAUGAUUGAAUUCUAUAAAUAUGUGUACUUCAACAACAACAACAACAACAGUGAUUAUUUCGUUUUAAGUUUAUUCAAUAUUCAUUUGUUUGUUUAAUAUAUUCAUUGCAUUAUUGACUGAUUUGUUCAUGUUAAAUAAAAAUAAAAGACCAAAGACAAACAAUCAAUCAGGUAUUUGAAAUUCACAAUAUAAUAAUUUGUAAAAUCAAGAAAAGAUGAAAUAGAUUUAAAAAAAUAGAUCAAGAUUGACAAAAGAUUAUUUAUAUAUCCUUAUGUCGAUUUUUGACAUACUGUAUACAAAUGUCAUAUUUUGUCAAUAAUUAAAUAGGGAAGAUUUGUUUACAGAACACAUCUUUAUUCUAGGGAAGUGCUUAUGACAAAAUUAUUUAUCAGAAUGGUAUUAGUUAGGAAUUCACAUAAAACAUCAAACACAUUUAUCUAGUUAUCUAUCAAACCAUCGUGAUUCCAUUCACUAUUCUGUACACAUUACCAAAAUUCCCCAUACUAAAUUAAAAUAUAUACCAUAGGAUGCGGGUAUUUAUGAGAAUUAUUUACUUUGGAUUAUUUAGCAUCACUAGUUGGAAAAAAUGACCCACUAAAAGCCAAAGAGCAUCAGCUGAACAGAUGUUUCGUUUUAUUUGAAACUUCUCAUAGUUUACCCACCCACCCCCAUCCAUACACAAAACUCAGUUCCUUCAGGUCUCAUGAUAGGAAUAUAAUUAACUGUACAAUUCAUUCCCUGGAUUUUGGGUUGUAAACAAAACCUAACAUUUACAGCUUUUUAACCAGAUACGAGUGAUGGCUGGUGGUGGAAUCGACCACAUGCACUUCGUCUUAUUUAGGAUUCAUCGGCUGGAUGUACCUGUAUUCCAGAAUUGAUGUUCACUCCAGAUUCCAAUCCAGUGCUAUUUACUUCAAGCACCAUCGCGUUAUUCACUUACUUAUUGUAUCCAGACAGCCAUUCGAUUCAAACAAUCAAUACAAAUGAAUAUACAGCUUUAAAUUCUUUUAUUUGGAUAUCUUAAACAGUGAACUUGCUACAAAACAUCAACAAUUUUACAUUUAAUUAUUUAUUAUAAAAUAAUAAGUUAAUCAUAGAAAGAAUGAUAUUUUUAUAAAUUAAAAGAAUCUAAGUCAACUAGACUAGUUAAAGGAUAAUAUAAAAUAAGAAUCAAAUAGAGCUAACAAGUAUAGAUAUUAUAUUUGAACAAUUUCUAGGUGACAUGUUCAAGUCUAUGCUAUCAAAAUGAUCAAUUAACGCAAAGUAUUCUUUUUUUUAUUCAAAAUAGAAUAGAUAAUAGAAUGUCUGAUAUUAUAUUUGGAAGAGCUUCAAAUUGAAUUCAUAUGAUAAACAGAAAAUAAUUAUUUAUUAAGGAGACUAAUUGUAAACAGAAAUACAUUUUAUAUUUCCUAUUAACAUUUAUACAUAAAUACAAUGAUCUAUUUGGAUGGAAUAAAAGAAAAGAAUUCGACUUGAAAUUUAAUACUUUAAUUAACAACAAUAACCGAUUCAUUAUCAUAUAACAACGAAUAUUUUAAUAGUUUUACUCUAAAAUUUAUUAUAUUUAAUACAGUUUAAGGCAGGUAUAUAAAUUCACUUGUAAACAGUACAAAUGAAAUAAUCACAUCUAACUCUCACUCUUUUUAUCUAUCUUUCAGAGUAAAUAAAUAAUCACUGAUCUAAACAACUGAAUAAACAAAUAAAAAUAUUCCAUGAAGUUAUUCGACAACUCAAGAAUUUGCUGUUAUCUCAUUUUUGUAAAAUAAACACAAAUAAAUAAUGAUUUAUAGCCAAAUAAAAUAAACAAUAACUGAUUUAGUCUAAACGUUUGAUUGUUUACAUAUAUAUGAUACUAAAUCCUUUUGUAAGGGUUAUUUACACUAGUGACUAAUUCACUAUCGAAAUAAUAAUAUCAACGGUUGUGGGAAAAUUAAGCAUAAGAAAUAUAAUUUAACAAACCAAAAGGAUUGGAAGAUGAGGAGUAUAGAACAAUAUCAUGAUUAAAGAUGUAUACAUUCCAGAUGAAACAGAUUACAAACCACACCUUUUAAAGUCUUUAAUCAUAGAUUACGACUAUGCCAAUUACUCUAACCAAAAAGCUUGUACAUAAUAACAUGGCUUAGAUCAACGGUUGAUAAAUUCAUGAGCUGUUAUCACGUUACGAUUAGCUUUUUAGUCAUUACAGUACUCACAAAAUCCACAAUAUAGUGGGAUUCCAUAUAACUGGGUUUUACAUUAAAAUAAACAUUUUUGUCUAGCAUAACCUAUAAGUAGUUGAAAAACUCAACAAAUACUUUUUUUCACAUAAAACGUUUGCUUAUCCAAAAUAUUUGUGUUUUUCUCAUCUUUCCCAAUAGUUUCGUUGUUGUUGUUGUUACCGCCUCUGUUACUGAUGUUGAAGGUGGUAGUCAGAAAAAUGUAUAGAAAAAUUUGUUACAAAAAGAAAUCAAUAUGGAAUAAUGGGAAAAAAAUUGAAACCGAAAACAAAACCGACUGGAAUUUAUGAUUUUUAUUUGGUCGGAUUCGAAAAGAAGAAUAAAAUAGAAUAAGGAUUUAGUUACCACAAAAAUAAAAGUAUAUAGAUUAGAAUAUUCCUAGAAAGAUUAAUGAUAAACUGUCUUUAAAUGUAAUAUCAAUACUUAUUAAAAAUUAAAGCCGUCAACUUUAAAUCUAGGCUUUAAUAAAAUUUUCUGCAAAUUUAGUCGUAUUCUUUGUGCGCAUACAUAUAUUACUCAGUCGUUAUUUAAAAAUAUGUUCGGUACUAAUAAUUAAUGUACUUCUGUUCAAAUUAAUGCUGUUUCUUAUCCUAUUCUCCCACUCAUGGAUUCAUAUAAAACGGAGUUUCAGUAAAGGUUUAUCCUAUAGUAGUCUAUUAAUUACUAAAAAUGUGAUAUUUCAGUAAUAUAGUACAAACUAGACAGGGGUUGUUAGGAAUACUAAUAAGUAUUGCAAAAUUAUGAAAAACGAAAAGUUAUUCCAUUGAAAUAAUAUUUCUAUACGUUUGUCCUAAAAUUAUACCCUGAAUUUAUUUUUUCAGUUCAUUGAUUAAGCUGAUGAAUUGACAUUCGACUUAUUUUAUCCACGAUUAUUCAAUCUUUUGUUGUAAUACUAUGCAAGUAAAGCUUUAAUUUAUUGUCAAGAAUGUGUGAAUAAAUCCAGAUUCAUAAAUUUACAGUGAUAAGUUAGUGUCUUGUAUAAAUAGACUAAAUAAAAAUGUUCUGUAAUAUUGUCUGAAACAAUUGUUAGUGUUUCCAUUUUCCAAAGAAAGGUUUAUAUUCAUUUCAAGUCAUAUUUAAUAUGUACCGAAUGAAGUUCAGAUUAGUCAUCAGAUUGAAUUAUUCAUUACAAAUUCUUUCAUCGUCUUGACAGUAAACAUACUUUACAUAACCAGUUGUAAAAACAAAUAAUUUAUAUUUAUAAACUUAAACUGUGUCGAAGAUGUAGACUAAUUCUGAGGUAUAAAUACAUUUACGUAAUCAGUUCCAAAAUCAGUCCAUGCAGUUACAUGUAUUUUUUUAGGCAUUAUACUCUCUAACCAACUUCAGAUUUACUGUCAUGAAUAUUACAACUAUUAUUUAUAUUAUGCUACCGUUCAUUCAAAUACAAUAACGAUUCGUUCUUUGUAACGUAUAUUAUUCAACUGUUAUAAUUAAUAAUAAAAUCCUACAUAGAAUAUUAAUAAUUCGGUUCACAUUUGACCUAUUUAAAUAAUUAUUUAUUUAUUUGAUUUAAAAAUGAAUGUUUAUCCAUAGUGAAAACAUUUUUUUAUUCAUCAAAAGGAUGUAUAUUUAGUUGUUUAGCCAACAUUUUCUAUUUGAGAAAAAUUAUAUUAACGCUUAUAUGAAUAAAAUAAUUUCAUAAUAUCAGUUAACUUAUGAAAUAAUAAUGCAUUGUACAAGUUUAUUAGUCUUAAAUUUUCUAUUAAGGAUAAAUUUCUUUUAGGGAUUGUCAACUACACUUCAUUCAACUGUAGUUAUCUCAUUUAAGUAUUUCAAUGAUAUCUAUCCAUUGAAUUAAUUUCAAUUGUAAAUGUACGAUUUAAAGAGAUUGUAAUUCUCUGUGAAUAACAAUCUAUGGAAGCCCAGUUAGUGUUUUUUUUUAUCACAAUUUCUUCAGAUUAAUAAUGAUUGUAAAUUUCAGCCAUUAACCUAUAAUUGAAUGUUUAGUAAAACGAUAUACAGAAUAUUCUAAAUAAUUUUGAUAAUAACACCUCACAUAGUCAGUAUGAAGGUCAGAAAAGAAGAAGAGUAAGUGGAAAAUGUAAAUCAACAAUAUAGUAGUAAUAUUGUAUAAUAUACUAGAACAUAGUCAAUAAAUGACAGAGCAAAUGGUUAUUUGAAAGUGCUAAUAAGAUAUAGGAUUACCAAUAGAUCACAAGGAAUCUAUUACACAGAAUAAUUUGACAAAAUGACCACUAACACAAAUAUUUAAUAUCCUCAGUUCGCAUGAAUUAGAAAAAUAAUUUAAGAAUAAGAAAAUCUUAUUUUUCUAUGUAUAACAAUUAAUCACUGGAGGUCAGCAUCAAGUCUCAACAAACAUAAUCAUGCAAAAAAUUUAUUUCUAUUAGACCAUAUGAUAUUAACUCCGCCAGUAGCUCUCCUAGAGUUACUCUCCGUCCCAAGCCCAGGUAAAGGAGGAGGGUUGGGCAUGAGUCAGCAACCCCAUCCCAUAGAAAAAAUCUAGAUAAAAAACGCUAACCAGAUUAGACCAUUUAAACUCUGCCUUCCGAGCUGAAGGAAGAAUUAAGACGGCUCAGGAUGAAAGCUGAAAUUCUUCGGAAGUCACGAAGCCGAUGCUCCUUCUAACAACCAAAGCAACAAUUUUUAUCGGUACAUGUAACGUCCGCACAAUGUAAGACGGACAGGACCAGUCAAACACCUACGGAAAUGAGGAGAUACAAACUGGCGAUUCUUGUAACCAGCGAAACCUAUUGGACCCAAGCUGCACAGCAAAGGCUAGAUAAGGGAGAGAUGCUACUAUACUCCGGUCAGGAAGAGGA
This is a messenger RNA of Schistosoma bovis, 11105 nucleotides long. The record is from the annotation of a GenBank genome assembly. Lineage: Eukaryota; Metazoa; Platyhelminthes; Trematoda; Strigeidida; Schistosomatidae.